UCUCCAAGGCUCCCUGCUUUCAAGUUCUGUUUUAAACUGGCCACCGAGGCAACUGAAACGGUAACGCCGAAUGCUCACAAUCUCACUGCAGGGAAGGCGAACGAAAUGCAGGUACGCUUAUAAACAGAUGUUAGUGUUCCUCUCUGCAAAGAGAGCAGAAAUGCGGUUACGUUCCUGAGAGUUAAUUAUUCAGUCGAAAUAUUAUAAUUUUACCUUGCUGACAACAAGAGAUGCAGAGCAGUUUAUUAAGAAUGAAAAAUGAGAGUGACUUUGUAGAAAUUAACCUACAGUAUGUCACUGUAUUUGAGGGAGCCUGAUUUCCACAUCAAAAUGGGUGCGGUCAGGAGCUCAUCUCCUGGUGCGACUAAACAAACCCCUCCUAGAAAUUGGAAACUGUGGUCAUUUUGUUGUCUUCCAGAAAGAUCUGAUUUCUUUUUUUUCCUUUCUUUUCUUUAUCACCUAACUGUUGAGGUUACUACAAGCAUUUUAAGCGGGUCUGACUAAAAAAGUGAAACAACGCCUCUGUCAGCAGAAGGAUUAUUUAUCAGUAGGCAGCAAACUAAUUUCAUUCAGACCGAUUAGUAAAUUAACUCUGUGUUUAUUCGGUUUUACAAAGUCUAACAAAUAACCACGCAACAAAGAUAAAAUAUAAUUCCCUCCCUUUUUUUGCCAGGCUUUUUUUUUCCUGCAUGUUUCGGAUCGGAUCAGAUUCACAGACCAUGAUAUGUGUACGGCAUUCGCCUUGUUUGGAAAUAAAAAACUCACGAUCUAUGUAGUUGUCGAAAGAUCAAGAGAAUGAGUGAUCUAUGGCCCUAAUUUCUCGAUUAUUUAUGGACACAGCCUUGUAUCCGCCCAUUUUGAAAUGAGGGGUGCGCCCGUUUACAUGACAGAAAUAAUCCGAUCUAUUCUAUGUGAGCACGUUCAAUACAUUACCUCCGUUACUUGCGACUAUGUGAGGUACCCCAAGCUUUUUUGAUUUAUAGCAUUCAACAAAUAUUUGCAAAACGUGCCUGAGACAUUUCCAUAAAUUGUGAAAUUCCUCCAUAAAUGUGAUAAUGCUUUUGUAAAUUGCGUGACUUGUGGAAUUUGACAGGAAAAUUCCCAAAUAUUCACCGAUCAUCUGACAUUUGAAGGAAGAGAGAAAUAUAAUUUGUUUCGCUGAAAAAAAGGAGGCAUUCUUAGGAAAGCCUUUUGAGGUACUGUUAACAUCAAACGGCACAGGAAUUGUCACACGUACAGAGGAAACAAUAUUGGUUACGUGACAGGUGGUAAAAGAUGACGCGCGAGUGACGAAGAAUGUAAACAAGCGAUCGUGCUGCUGUUAUCUUCAACCGUUGCUAUGUCAGACUUUUACACUCUUUUCAUUUUAAUUCUUUCAAGAGUUCACACGUGUAAGAUAAGGUAGAAUUCGCUCAAAACAUCAAGAAGAACUUAGAAAGUGUAAUCUAACCUAAAAUUUUUUUCUUCGAGAGGGGAUAUGUUCGGGCAGGAACUGAAUUCCAAUUCAUUGAGAUCGUUCAGCUAAAAAUAAAGUUAAAGAAGAAUUUAAAGACUUCGUGAAAGUAGAUUAAUUCCCUUCAGUUCAUAGAAUAGAACAAAAUCUUAUGCCAGGGAAUCCAUAUGAGGCUUCAGUACAAGUUCAAGGAGGUACCGGAAAGGGUGAUGUUUUCGUAGCAGAAGCCUCGAAUGCACCGGAAAUAGUUACCGGAAACAAGAUGUGCACAUUUUGCGCAAAAGUGAAAAUCAAAUUGGAAGUGUUUAAUUUUUGAAGAGAUAUAUUCUCUGGAAAGAGGAAAAAAUCACCGGCUUUUGAUCUUGUAGCGUAAGUUUGAUACAUUUGAAAACGUUACACUUCAAGAAACGAAAAUUAAAGAGUGUUUUGAGCUGAAUCGUGACCCUCUGUGCGUGACCAUCUGCGAAACCGGAAAUGGGAUUUCAAUAAAGGGAGAAUAGGUGUUGCCCAAUUUGAAAAUCGACGCUCAAGCUUAAUCGCUAGAUUUGGUUUGUCGACAUCAGGUCACAACCACCUUCAUUGAAUUCAUAGCACUGCAAAGAUUUUUACUGAAGCUUCAACGGUUCAAACGAAAUGGAACCAAGAAAUGCGCAAAUAUGGAAGGUUAGUACUCUACUAUUAACUACACCGUCCAUUUUCCUGAAGCUGAAAAUCUUACAGGGAUAAAAAAAAAAAAAUUGGAUUGUUCGAUCAACGCACUCAGGGCAAAAAGUUACAAGCGUGCUUAGCUGUUUGCUAAAUAAAUACAUCAAUCAACAGGUCCGUCCCUUUAAAAUUUCUUCUCACCAAAGAAUUUCCCAAAAGUUUUAAAAAGCCGCGUAUAAUCAGUUGUAAUGAAAUGAAACCUCAAGUUGCCCUCGGCUUUGAAACAUCCUUGUAAGGCCACAUGUUUUGACGGGAACGACUUGAAACGUGAUGCUUCUGAAAUCUGACAGCGGAGGUCAUCGAAACAAUGCGAUGGAUGAGUACACGCCUUACCAACGGUCACGAGUUUAUAAUGAGGAUGUUUGAAACUGCAGUAUAUUCAUAAACUCGUGACAAAAGCAAGAGAAAGUUUACGAAGACACAUUGAGGCGAAGUUAAGAUACCAGAAAGCAAACUGGUUACAUCAAAGCAAUAGCUUAAGGUUUGUUACAAUAAUUUUUCUUCAGUUGAGGAGCUAAAGAAUUUUUGCCGUGCGUUCUUCCGCAACCAUCACAUAUUAAGUACUUGGUUGCGCAAUUCCGUCUUUCGAAAUCUCUUGGCGAUAUAAGCUGCCAGCGAAUAGUGCUGAGCAAAAAUUUACAGAAGAUAGCAUGAAAAUUAUAUAAGCGGAUUUGCACAAACUGUUCUGUCGAUAAAUUAUGUCAAUUUAUAUUUUUCUUGAGACAGGCAUUAUUGAAAUCAAACGCAGACGGGCGUGAAUUUUUUCUACGCACCUCAAGGGCCUUCAGGUGGUCCGAUUGCAAUUAAAUUGUUUAAUUAAUUUCUUUCAUAUAUCAUUGUAUCAUUCCGAAGAAAGAUUUGUCGAUUUGAUUUAUCAAUUUGAUUGCUUGAUAUAUAAGAAGUUUGUUUGUGCCGUUUGCUGAAGAACGUGUUUAUUCGAAAUUUUCACUGACAUGAACUAGUUGACCGAGGGUAAUAAUUAGAUUACAGGAUCGAUAUUAGGUCCGCAAUAACUGGGGAACUGUGUGUCUUAAACAAGGUUAAGCUAUGCAUCAGAUAAAUAUAUUAAUGACUUAAGUUUAAAUCGUUAUUUCAUGAGCCCCGAAUCAACACGGGAGCACUGAAGCCUUCAAUCAAAGGAAAUGGAGUAGCGUGACAUCAAAGGGCUUUGGAGAUUCCGUGAAAUGAUUAUUCUUAAGUGCCGAUCUUCCUGUUGAAAGAAAUGCGGUUUCGAGCUGCGAUACCAAAGCGAUGAAGAAAUUUAGCUGACUAAUUCAGCCGACUAUAGUAGUGAUCUUACUCCACGCAUUAGUUCUCCUUUUACGUCAGUCAUGGAAGGAUACGGGAAUAACCACACAAUGGGAUCCGGUCUAAAGAACACAUUAGUACCUAAAACAUCAGAUGUGGUCAAAAUCUUACAAUGCAUCUAGAUAUUUAUCAAAGUACGAACUGAUUACAACAGCUGGCGUUUAGAGGGAAGAAAAAAAAGGAAAGAAAGUGCAAAAAAGGGAGAAAAAGGAAAACUGGUGCCCGACGAACUCUGCACUAUUCUGGAUUUGUAGAAGGGGGGAGAGAAGGGAUAGCAGGCAGUGACCUUAGUUCCACAUCAUCAGCCUCUCGUUAGCUCUUCCGGAAUGUUCCAGAGUUUGAGCAGGCUAUCAUCUUGAUCGUUCAAUGCUUUAUGUUUCACAAUAUCACCCGAGCCGAAUUUCUUAUCUUAGCAGACAAAUGGUCGUUCUCUUUAAACCAUCAAGAUGGCAACAUCGAUUUUGAAAUUCUUUUUCCUUUUUCCUCUGUAAGUGACCGUAGUAUUUUGAUGUAAUCUCUCAGUUGACGCUUGCAGCGUACUUCAUGCCCAUAACUGGGUAUUAAAUUUAAACCUUGCAAGUUGUGCCAUGUCACGCAGAUGUCGAACUGAAUGAGUUACUCUUGCUGACAAAUUUCUAUUAUCAUAUUUCAUUGCGGAAUUAAGCGGUAAAACAAUUUGAAAACCCAUCGUUCAUUUGCAAAGGUAACACGAAAAUUCGAAAUAAAUCGCAAUUUUGUAAUUUUGCAUAAUAAUGAAACCUUUCGUGCGGGAAAUAAAUUGAGACGGUAUCUUUAUUACGUAAUAUAUUUUCUUCUGUCACUAGAAAGGUAUGCGUUUCAGGAAAUUGCAGCUCAAUUGUAAACGCCUCAAUUUUUCUCUUAAAAUACCUGAGGAAUCCGAAACGCGAAAGGGCCAAAAAUGGUCUUCUCUAACACAGUGGGUACGUGAAGAAUGCCCAUCUCACCCGAACAAAUACAGUUAUCGUUGAUCGCGUGAGCGAGAGUCGCAACCUUUCGCAACUCAGCAAUACAGUUCUUGUCACAAAAAUUCUCGCAAGUACCCGUGGGUUCCAUUAGUGGUAUUCAACAAACAUGUCUCAUAAGCCUAAUCCAGUGUUUUGAUGAGGUACGUUUACAAGUUUUGAUUUGUAGCUAAGGAAAAUGUGCUUUUUAAAGUCGAUGACGAAAUCGCUCUUUAAAACGCAUUCCGUGGUGUCUGACUUCCCGCGAUCUUUCUUUAGUGCGUAAUACAACAUGGCGGCUCAUAGGCAUGACGUCACUGGCCUAGAGCAACACAAUAGAUGGGGCAAUAUUGUAAUCGCGGCUAUCAAUCCGAGCAUUGUUCUCAGUGCUAGUUACCGUAAAUAGUUACUCAAGAGUGUCAUCUAAACAUUAUUUUGGUUUGCUGCCUGCUACGGAAAUUUCAUUCAGUCUACGUCUAUGAACCACGCGGGUCGCGCAUCGAGCAAGCAGUUUCUUUAACCUAGAGUGCUAGAGCAGUUUAAAACUCCUUACACAGGUAAAUAGAUCAUUUUUAUAACGGAUUUUUAAAUGUUCCGACAGUUUAAGCUUGCAUGAUUUCGAUGACGACAAAUAAGCUUCAAGACGGUCGGAAUUUGAAGGGCAUGUGUCGAAAUACCGCGCUUAGGGUGAUUACGGUUAUUCUUUAGUGUGAAUAGUUCGGUUUGUGUGCGGAAAAGAGUGUCUGAUCUUAGGACUGAAUCUUUUUUCUCAGAUGCCUGAAUACACACGGGAUAACUGUGCACCUUUGGGGAAAGAAUUCUUCGACUCAAUGGACCGUGUUGACGAGGGAGCCUUGGCGAGGCUAAUAGUUGAAAUGCAGUUGAAUACGUUACAAGACCUGCCCGACCUGCGCACUUUGUUCUUCAGGAGAAGACAACAACAGAUGAACUACGUCGCAGCACAGUACGGUAGGAUUCCGGCAGCGUAUCGCGUUCAACAGCAAUAUUCUCCUGUCUCUCGAGCGAAAUCAUGGGCCAUGCAUGCCUAAUAUGUCAGAGUUGUUGUCAAGGAGAAGGCUGAAUACCACAAUUUGACCAUGGACAUAUUUGGUCUAGAAUGAAAUUGUUGUAAAUAGACCGAUUUAAGAGGAGUAUUUAUGUUUCAAAACACUGUGGCAACCAGUGAACGACUGCGGAACUGUUCUAUGCGAACUCCGCCAAUUUAAAUAUCUUACAGGGAAAACUGGAUAUUUUUCUCUUCGCAAAACAACUUGGAUAUGAGACUUCAGGUGCAAAGAACAUUUUCAAGCAAAUUGUUCAAAUCUUUAGCAUAAUAUUCAUGGACGAAACCGCAGAGGUGAACAAUGGUAAGAGUGUUCAAAUAUUCAAAUAUCGCCUACCCAAAAUGUGUGAAAAAUCCUGCUAUUGUGUCGAGUAAAAAUUGGCAGGCAAAGAUAUGCCACGUUGUGUAAAUAUAAUAUAAAAAGUACUUUUAAUUUAAGAAAACUACGAUAUUUUUGUAUAGUUCUAAGACGCCAUGAGAGAUAAACGGAGAAAGCACACUACAGCAAAAUUAA
Molecule: messenger RNA, 6005 nt
Organism: Pocillopora meandrina
Lineage: Eukaryota; Metazoa; Cnidaria; Anthozoa; Scleractinia; Pocilloporidae
Source: the annotation of a GenBank genome assembly